This is a messenger RNA of Helianthus annuus (common sunflower), 1294 nucleotides long. RefSeq names its product chloroplast envelope quinone oxidoreductase homolog. The record is from RefSeq and is a predicted model, not a curated record. Gene Ontology annotation, molecular function: oxidoreductase activity. The transcript is spliced from 4 exons. NCBI's taxonomy places the organism in Eukaryota, Viridiplantae, Streptophyta, Magnoliopsida, Asterales, Asteraceae. Bases 172 to 1161 code for a protein of 329 amino acids.
AGUUGGUCACGUCGAACGACAAACGCUAACAGUUAGCAGUGCCAUCAACGCCUUUAUAUAUCAUCACAACCGUAACGUCGACGAUAAUGCCUAUUCCUGCCGUUCCCUUCACACUUUGUUGCCGGCUGAAUCCAUUGCUAUUUAUCUCAUAUUAGCUGUACCUAAGUAAUUAUGGCGGAUAAGCAUAUGCGCGCGCUUCAGUAUGAUUCCUUUGGAGGAGGAGCUGCUGCUCUUAAGCAUGUUGAAGUUCCUAUUCCUAAGCCAAGUAAAGGCGAACUGCUUUUAAAACUCGAGGCGACUAGCAUAAAUCCAGUCGAUUGGAAGAUACAGAAAGGCAUGUUACGCCCUCUGUUCCCACGCAAAUUCCCUUGGAUACCAGCCACUGAUGUAGCAGGAGAGGUGAUAGAUGUUGGACCUGGAGUAAAUAAUUUCAAAGUUGGUGAUAAAGUUGUAUCCAUGCUUGACGUUUUUAAAGGCGGAGGACUAUCUGAGUAUGCGGUGGGCAGUCAAAAACUAACCGUUUUGAGACCACCAGAAGUAUCAGCAGCCGAAGGUGCCGGGCUACCCGUAGCUGGUCUUACAGCACUCCAAGCCCUAACCUAUCACGGCGGUAUCACCCUAGACAAAACCGGCCCCACCACCAACGUCCUCAUCACCGCCGCUUCAGGCGGUGUAGGCCAAUACGCCGUCCAACUAGCCAAACUAGGUAACAUCCACGUCACCGCCACUUGCGGGGAACGCAACAUAGACUUAGUUAAAAGCCUAGGAGCCGACGAAGUUAUUGAUUACAAAACCCCACAAGGUGCCGCUCUAAAAAGCCCAUCGGAUAAGAAAUAUGAUGUUGUGGUUCAUUGUGCCACUCCUAUUCCUUGGUCUACUUUCGAGCCGAAUCUUGGCCCGAAUGGGAAGGUCAUAGACAUAACACCGAAUGCUAGCGCCUUUUGGACUGCGGUCGUGAAGAAAGUCACUUGCUCGAAAAAGAAAUUGGUCCCGAGUCUUUUGAUUCCGAAAGCUGAGAACUUGGAGUACCUGGUUGGGUUGGUGAAGGAGGGAAAACUUAAAACGGUUAUCGACUCGAAAUAUCCGUUAAGUGAGGGUGAAGAGGCUUGGGCCAAGAGCAUUGAUGGGCAUGCUACUGGUAAGAUUAUUGUUGAGCCUUAGUUGAGAUGUUGGACUUGUAAGUUUGUUGAUGCUUAUUUGUAUUAUAUUAUAAUAUAAUAUGGUUAAUUUGUUAAAUUCAUUGUGGGACUUGAAUCUCAUUUAUUGUGCAACUUAAAUCUUCUUCAUUGGCAUG